Messenger RNA from Cloeon dipterum, 1083 nucleotides. RefSeq names its product THO complex 7 (gene thoc7). Gene Ontology annotation, biological process: mRNA processing. The record is from RefSeq and is a predicted model, not a curated record. Lineage: Eukaryota; Metazoa; Arthropoda; Insecta; Ephemeroptera; Baetidae. The transcript is spliced from 4 exons. Gene Ontology annotation, cellular component: THO complex part of transcription export complex. The coding region runs from base 166 to 837 and encodes 223 amino acids.
CUACUUGCUGUUGGUGCAAAAUCGGAAUCUGAAAUCAGAAUCUGCGCUUAGAGUACUAACAUUAGAGGACCUUGGACGACUGGACGUUUUUCAAACUGAAACGAUUAUUAUUACAUAUCUUUAGACGCCAAUCGUGCUAGGCAUUGGCAUUAAAUAUUUCAAAAAAUGAUCGCGGAAGAGGAAGUAAUCAAACGGCGGCUUCUGAUCGACGGAGAUGGAACUGGAGAUGACAGGCGCAUUAAUCUGCUGCUGCGAUCGUUUUUAAAAUGGUGCAAUAGUCCAGGAACUGCUGAGGAGGACAACACAGCACUGAACAGAAUGCUUCUGCAGCUGUCGCAAAGCGAACUGGCUUCGGAAAAAUUUCUGCUCGGCUCGCACACGAGCAAUGCGGAACUCAACAGCUACGAAGAGCUAAACGAUAUCAUCAAAACCAGAGUGGAAAGUGCCAAGAAGGAAAUCGAGGAGGCGAAAGAAUCGUUCAAGGCUGCCAAGGAGGUCAGGAAGAAUCGAGUGCAGUACAACGUCCUGGCUAAGGUCAUCAAAGAGCAGCCAGACAGAAAAGAGACCUUGAAGAAUUUGGACGAAAUCAAGGCUGAGCUGGCUGAUUUAGAGGACAAGCGGAGGGAAAUAGAGGAAAAGCUGGACAUGCGUCGCAAACGAUUGCACUUGCUUAACGUGGCCAUUCACGACUUCAUUGAGGAUGCCAAUGAAAUCAAGCAGCAAAUAGACUCGAACGAAGCAGCCUCUGCAGACAUGACCGCGGACAGUAUCGACCUCCUCAUUGAACCCUUUGAUCUGGAGGACGUCGAUGACAAUGCGAUGAGUGUUGAUCCUUGAUGAAACAAUUUGGUGAGACGCGACUGUGACCAAAUGCUAGUAUAUUAAAAAACACAAAUUUUUACAUAAGUAAAGACACAAAGCUUAAAAUUAACAUGGAUAGUUGGCUCGUGUAACAAUUUGCCCAAUUCUCUGUGUCCUUAUAAGUUCCGAUUUUCGCUGCAUAUCCUAUGACGUGUGCGACGAAGUUCUGCGCAUGCACCGCGUGAAAUAAAUGAGACCAUGGCCCUUAAAAUAAAUACAAAA